CAUCAACGGCCACACUGGCACUGAUACUUAUCGAUAUUUAUAAAAUACGAUACAUUUCAUUUUCGAGCAGCAAACGCUCGACGGGCAGCGGUAAUUGUGGAGCGAUAGAAACGCCAGCGCCAUGCCCAUAGACAUAGACGCACGACGACCAAGUGCCAAAAGCGAGAACCGAGCGUGAGCGACUGCCAGGAGCAGGAUCCGUAUCCGGGGUCCAUCCGCUAGUCAAGAGAUCGAACGAGCGAGGGAGCGAGUGAGUGCCAAGCCAAGUUGCAUUUAGUUUGAGCGCCCGACCAACCGACCCCAUUCAAAUCGGCGAAAUGGGCAACAAGAACUCGUGCUGCGCGUACUCCAGUCCGCAGUCGGACCGCAAGUCCAAGGACAUGCCGCCCGUCUUCGAGGAGCGCCACCAGCUGAGUCAUCCGCCGCACACGUCGCAGCACCAGCUGGACGGCCACCAUGGAUCCGCGUCGACGGUGCACCUGCACCACCACCAACACGGCCACAAUCAGCAGCACAACCAGCAGGGCGGCGGCGGUGACAACUAUGAGAACCAGCAGAAUCUGCAGCACAUCUCCGAGCGAGAGGCGCUGGAGGGCGAGGAGGAUCCCUCGGUGGAUCCCACCGCAGCCACCAUGUUCCUGGAACGAUCAAAGGUGGAGAAUGGCGGCAUGACGCGCAAGCGGUCGCAGCAGCAGAUUGCCCAACAGGCGGGCAGCGGCGGAGGAGGCGGUGGCAGUACGCCUGGCGGCAAUAGUUGCGGCGGUGGUGGUGGCAUGAAGAAGAGCUCCUCCUGCUCGACGAUCUAUCUGGACGACAGCACAGUGUCGCAGCCGAAUCUUAAGAAUACGGUCAAGUGCGUCUCGCUGGCCAUUUACUAUCACAUCAAGAAUCGGCAAUCGGACCGGCGGCUGGACAUCUUCGACGAGAAGCUGCAUCCGCUGACCCACGACCAGGUGCCGGAUAACUACGACACGCACAAUCCGGAGCACAGGCAGAUCUACAAGUUCGUGCGCACGCUCUUCAACGCCGCCCAGCUGACGGCCGAGUGUGCGAUCAUCACGCUAGUCUACCUGGAGCGGCUCCUCACCUACGCCGAGCUGGAUGUGGGACCCUGCAACUGGAAGCGCAUGGUGUUGGGUGCCAUUCUGCUCGCCUCGAAGGUGUGGGAUGACCAGGCCGUUUGGAACGUGGAUUACUGCCAGAUACUCAAAGACAUCACCGUGGAGGACAUGAAUGAGCUGGAGCGCCAGUUCCUCGAGCUGCUGCAGUUCAACAUCAAUGUGCCGUCCUCGGUGUACGCCAAAUACUACUUCGACCUGCGCACGCUCGCCGAGGCCAACGAGCUCAACUUCCCCACAGAGCCGCUGUCCAAGGAGCGGGCCCAGAAGCUGGAGGCCAUGUCGCGUGUGAUGCAGGACAAGGUCACCGCCGAGGCCCUCAAGAACGGCAUCAAGAAGUGGUCCUCCAUGGACAACAUCAGUCAGGGCGGGCCGCGACGUAGCGUGGCCAUACUAUCGUGAUUUAUAUUAGCUUACUAAAACCGAACAACCAACAACCAGCAGCAAUGAGCAAUGAGUCAAGAGAUCCAUACUCUGUAGUCCCGUAGUCCGAUCGAACGUUAUUUGAGAACCGUAGCUCUCCGCUGAAUCAGAUUUAGAUUCCGAUUCAGAUUCAGAUACAGAUACAGAUUCAUUUUGUAGGCCACCCGGUUGCGUAAACUUUUCGGGAGGCUUUUUAGCCAGCACACUCUAAAGGAACACCUAAAUACGUGCAGAAUCACAGUCUUAUAUAUACACGAAAAGCGUUUUAACCACACGUCUCGAAUUAAGGACCACUUUUUACAUAUACAUGCGAUCGAUGUAUGUUAGCGAAACUACCGAUGCAGCCAAGGAUUUGGAUGAUGAUUUUAAACAGAGACACAGAAGUACUACAGCAACGCGUAACCAAUUGCCAAACGAAAGAUCCAGAUCAGCAGAUCCGAACAGAACAGUAGAGAAUUGUUUGUACAAAAGGCUUAAAAUUAUAAUAUUGUAUUUGACUUGGCCACCCAGCAGCUGGCAUCCAAUCAAUUUAAUCUCAACGGUUGGCCUCGGCCACGAAAUCGUCAUUUACUUAGCGUCCGCGCCCAAAACAUUUCCCUGUACAUUUGUUACGAAUUUAAUUUGUUUACUUUGCAACCAUUUUCUUAAUAUCCCUACAUGAUUUCGUGUGAUUCUUAUAGUUUCCAUUUAGCUUUAUGCUAUCAACGAUAUUCGGAUAUUCGGCUUCCCCGCGUCUUCAGGCUUCAGGCACAAAAGGAUUUAGGGGGCGUGGCCUGCGGCAAGUUGAUUAGUUGAUUUGUUUUUUGGUUCUUAGCAUUAGGAAAAGGAAAACAAACAAAAUCCGAGCGAGAGUUGGAAGGAGCACAGCGCAAUAUUAACCCAAAAGAUUUGUGAGUAAAUUAAUGUACUAGACAUAUAAGGAUACGAAUUAUAUGCGAAAUGUAUUUUAUUUUGUAAUUUAUUUUACGAUAAAGCUAAAUAAAAGCAAAUCAAAGAAAUACACUUUCUA
Molecule: messenger RNA, 2550 nt
Organism: Drosophila santomea
Lineage: Eukaryota; Metazoa; Arthropoda; Insecta; Diptera; Drosophilidae
Gene: CycY
Product: cyclin-Y-like protein 1
Exons: 3
Coding region: 318-1520 (400 amino acids)
Biological process (GO): regulation of canonical Wnt signaling pathway; regulation of cyclin-dependent protein serine/threonine kinase activity
Cellular component (GO): plasma membrane
Molecular function (GO): cyclin-dependent protein serine/threonine kinase activator activity; protein kinase binding
Source: RefSeq, a predicted model, not a curated record